AGAUCCUCUUUCUCUUUUCCCUUUCUCUCUUUUCUCUGCAAUUUUCAACCUUCUUUCUAUUUCUUCUUCACCAUGCAGCAAUCUUGAUCUAUACCAAAAUAUCGAUAUCAAUGGAUUUACUUGAAGGCGUUGGAGAGAGUUCAUCGCCACCUCGUUCCUUCGGCGGCGGUUACACGAACUACGAUAUCAGAACCGACGUUUAUAACCGUUUGGUUGAAACCGGUCACGAACAAGCCGUAUCGAAUCCGGAGUUUCGUGAACAGCUUGAUUCUCACUUCAAUCGUUUGCCUCCAAGUUAUGGACUUGAUGUGAAUGUUGAUAGAGCUGAAGAUGUUUUACUUCAUAGGAGUCUUCUUGAUUUGGCAAGAGAUCCUGAUAAGCGUCCCGUUUACCAUAUUCGUUUAUUGGAGAAUAUUGCUACUAGGACAGAUGGUGAGGAUCAAGAAAUUGUUAAUACUCAUACUCGCCCCGAGUCUUCUUCUCAUGCAACAAAUGGGGGAGUCAUAGCAUCUAAUAAGAGGACAAGAGAUCUGGCAACCGAGUUUGAGACUUACUCGAAGCUUGAGGAUCUAAAUUUGGAUGUUAUGAAGAACUCCAAGGAUAAAAUUGACAGCUUUUCCCAGAGGCAUGAACAUUCAAGUGUCCCGGUUCAUGAAAUAAUAUUUUCCGCUGUUGACAAACCAAAGCUUUUAAGUCAGCUGUCCGCAUUGCUGUCUGAUAUUGGGCUUAACAUCCGUGAAGCACAUGUAUUUUCCACAACUGAUGGAUACUCCCUUGAUGUUUUUGUGGUGGAUGGAUGGCCACUAGAGGAAACUGAUGGUUUGUAUGCUGCUAUGGAAAAAGCUGUAGCAAGGAGUGAGGGGUCAUGGUCUCAUUCUUCAAAUUCUCAUUCAGCUGUGGAGAAAGCCUUAGCAGCAGAAGGAAAAUCUGGAGACUGGGAAAUAGACAGGAGGUCAUUAAAGAUAGGAGAAAAAAUAGCAUCUGGAUCCUGUGGAGAUUUGCAUCAUGGAGUUUAUCUUGGUGAAGAUGUUGCUGUUAAGGUUCUGAAAUCUGAUCAACUGAAUGAUGCCUUAGAGGAUGAGUUUACUCAAGAAAUAGCAAUUUUGAGACAGGUAGAACAUAAAAAUGUUGUCCGUUUCAUUGGUGCAUGCACAAAGUGUCCACAUUUGUGCAUAGUAACAGAGUAUAUGACUGGGGGAAGUCUGUAUGAUUACUUGCACAAAAAUCAUAAUGUCUUGGAGCUAUCUCAAUUACUCAAGUUUGCAAUUGAUGUCUGCAAAGGAAUGGAGUAUUUGCAUGGAAACAACAUAAUUCACAGGGAUCUGAAGACAGCCAAUUUGCUGAUGGAUGCUCACAACGUUGUUAAAGUGGCAGAUUUUGGAGUUGCCCGGUUCCUAAUUCAGGGGGGAGUGAUGACUGCAGAAACUGGAACCUAUAGAUGGAUGGCUCCAGAGGUCAUAAACCACCAGCCUUAUGAUCAAAAGGCAGAUGUCUUCAGUUUUGCAAUAGUCCUAUGGGAACUAGUGACAGCAAAGAUACCAUACGAUACCAUGACUCCACUACAAGCUGCUUUGGGUGUGAGACAGGGGCUGCGACCAGAACUUCCAAAGAACGGGCACCCUAAACUAUUAGAUUUGAUGCAAAGAUGUUGGGAAGCAAUUCCUAGCAGUCGUCCAUCCUUCAAUGAGAUAAGAGUUGAACUUGAAAAUCUUUUGCUAGAAGUGGAGAAUUAUUCAGAAGUUAAUGGGGCUUAACCUUUCAAGGUCAAACUAUUACAUUCCAGUUAUUUUCAGACGGUUGGGGAGGUCUUUCGCUAUUCAAAUAGCUGUAGAGUUUCUCAUGCUCCCUUUUGCACCGAGGGAAAAAGGACUUCACAAAACUGACCAAUACAGAGUGAGAAAAUGUAAAGAGGCAUACUAAUGUUAUAGUUGACAUAUAACUUAAAUAUAUAUCCCAUGAAAAAUCACGUCCAACUUAACUGUGUAAAGAUAUUUUGAAAAGUGGAAUUUAUUCCAUGCUGUUAUUGAUAUGUUCUUUCAAAUGACGUGAAGUCAAUGAAGUGUAUUUUGUGAGUAAUUUUUCUGUUGAUCAACUAAUGUUUCGUAUUGUAUAUAUUGCACGAGGCGAUGAGCCCGGCUAUCCAAGCUAGUUUAGUGCAAAGUGUUGCUGGUACCAA
Medicago truncatula (barrel medic) is the source of this 2176-nucleotide messenger RNA. RefSeq names its product serine/threonine-protein kinase STY8. Lineage: Eukaryota; Viridiplantae; Streptophyta; Magnoliopsida; Fabales; Fabaceae. The transcript has 16 exons. The coding region runs from base 111 to 1754 and encodes 547 amino acids. The record is from RefSeq and is a predicted model, not a curated record. Gene Ontology annotation, biological process: protein phosphorylation. Gene Ontology annotation, molecular function: protein serine/threonine kinase activity; ATP binding.